Melanaphis sacchari is the source of this 3624-nucleotide messenger RNA. It is a transcript of the gene Octalpha2R, whose product is annotated as probable G-protein coupled receptor No18. The coding region runs from base 1095 to 2816 and encodes 573 amino acids. Gene Ontology annotation, biological process: adenylate cyclase-activating adrenergic receptor signaling pathway. The transcript has 4 exons. Lineage: Eukaryota; Metazoa; Arthropoda; Insecta; Hemiptera; Aphididae. Gene Ontology annotation, cellular component: membrane. Gene Ontology annotation, molecular function: G protein-coupled amine receptor activity. The record is from RefSeq and is a predicted model, not a curated record.
UAGUGUUAGUUCGCGUUCAACCGAACACCCGUGCGGUAGUGUGCGCCUCGCCGUCGUCACCGCCGCCGCCGCCGUCACGGUCGUACAAGCCGAAUCGGAAAUCGACUUCCGCACCGGAGCACGACGACCGUUAUAACUAUCGCGUGCGAGUGAAAUUCUAGACGGUCCAUUAUAUUAAUAUGAUUAUCACAAAUGACGUAGCCGCGGUCUCAUAGCGUCUUUUACACACAGCAUGUCCAAUCGUUGGACCGCCACACUCCGAUAAUUUUUUUCGAGAGUACCCGAUAACGUGACAAACCGAUAUUAAUGAAAUCCGUAUGCGUAUAACUACACUACUACAAUGUGCGUGCGAUUUGUUUCACGUUGUACGUCGAUAGAGUUUAAUAAUAUCAGUUAGAGUUAUUAAUAUCAUACGAUGCCAGCCGGUCGCCGCCACGGUCGUGGUGUUCACUGCCGUCAUGUGUUAGCCGUAGACUUAACUAUGGUAAUAGUAUCGGUGUCUAUCAGCGGAAGAGUUAAAGUAGUAGGAGGAGGAGGAGGAGGAGGAGGAGUAGAAGACGGUGUGCUUUGCUCUGCGACUGAGUUCAGCCCGAUUGCCGGGUGAUUUGCGUGUUUACAUACACUGACGAUUUGACUGAUAACAAACACACACUGAAAUCGUCACUGGUAUCUAAAGCCAAGUGUUGAUUGCUCAGCAUUCCAAAGUAAUUCAAAAAGCUGUGACUGCUGACAUUUUGUCGUUUGCCUGGUAUAAGUCAUUUUUUUCACAAGAGGUCCUUUUCUAAGGAUAUUGUAGUAGAUGGUUCGUCAUUGUCUGUACUACUUCAUCAGACUAUCCAGAUUUGAAAACGCGAACGGGUCAUGAGUUUUGUUUGGUGGAAGGAUUUCCGGAGAAAGAGACCCCCGGCAGGCCAGCAGACGUGGAGGAAAUUUGACUAUUGGCGACAGACCACCGUCGACAACUUGGUCUAUCAACUGGUGAUGUCCUCAGUGAAUACCUAAUAACUAUCGUCAUCCUCUCCCUUUACCUACGCCUUCGACGGCCAUAUUUACUUUCUGUUUGCUUGGAUUGAUCCACUGCCACGAGUACCACAAUGGAAUCACUAGACGUAGCCGAAAACUUAUCCAGUCUGUCGGGCAUGGUAUUCAAAAUCGACCAGAACGAGUUCGGGCUCCUGGUAGACCAGAACGACACAGGUUACCUAAACGAUACCAAUGUCACAAUGGACCCUAACCGAACGUAUUACAUUUUUGAGUCUGUUUACCCGUCGACGUACUCGAUACCGGAAAUAGUUGUUGCCUCAGUCGUGGUAAUCAUGCUCAUGAUCGUCGUUGUUGUGGGCAAUAUGCUAGUCAUCAUUGCUAUCGUGACAGAGAAAGCACUGAAAAACGUGCAAAACUGGUUCAUCGCUAGUUUGGCUGUGGCUGACUUCUUCCUGGGUAUAAUUGUCAUGCCAUUUUCGUUGGCUAACGAAUUGAUGGGCUAUUGGAUAUUUGGAGAUUGGUGGUGUGACAUACAUGCCGCACUUGACGUACUCCUAUGCACCGCAUCUAUCAUGAACUUGUGUUUGAUAGCUCUAGACAGGUACUGGUCCAUUACGCAGGCCGUUGACUAUUUGAAGAAACGCACACCAGCCCGGGCAAUGGUCAUGAUUGGUUUCGUGUGGAUAUUCAGUGGCGUCAUUUGCAUACCACCUCUGCUUGGCUGGAAGGUCAAGAGGGUGCCUGAACGAUAUCCAAAAUGCGAGCUGAGCGAGGACUUGGGCUACCGGAUAUAUUCGGCACUAGGUUCGUUCUACAUACCGUCGUGCAUAAUGGUGUUCGUCUACAUCCGGAUAUACUUCGCGGCCAAGGCGCGAGCGCGGCGGGGCAUCCGGAAACCGCCGUCGAAGCCGAAAAAGGGUGCGGCCAAGGCCGCAAAGGCCGCCGCCGCGGCGACCGCGGCCGCGCAGAGCCCGUCGACCGUGUCGCAGACGACCAGCUUCAUCACGCGGCCGUCGCCGGCCAGCGUCCCGCUGACCGCCUUCCGGUCUCCGCCCGCCACGCCGGUCAACACCACGCUUCCGGUGAUCGCUUGCGACUACGCCAGCGACGCGAGCACCAGCGACGUGAGCAAGGACGGCGACAAGGACACGCUCAAGGUGUUCACCACGCAGGGCAGUCGCCGGCUGACGAUCAACGGCGACCUGGGCGGCGGUGGCAGCGGCCGGUGCCGGGCGUCCAGCGUUGCCGUGGACACGGACAUGGUCAGCGAGCUGGAACCGUCGUCGUCCGACUCGGGCAACGUGCAGAAGUGCGGCGCCGUCAAGCCGGUCAAGUCGCGGCUGUGCAAGCCGAUAUUCGGCGUCGGCCGCAAGUCGGCCAAGGCGGCAUCGGCAAAGGCCAAACGGGACAUACUGGACACGGGCAAGGUGUCCAUAGCCUGCCGCAGCGGUGGCGGUGGAGGCGACGGUCACCACCAGUACGGUUCCGGUGCCUCGAACGCGGCUCACGGCGGCGUGACCCUGGAUCCGGUGCCGUGUCAGCCGCGGCCCAAGCCCCGGGACCCGGAGCGCGAGAAGCGGCGCAUCGCCCGGAAGAAGGAGAAGCGCGCCACGCUCAUACUCGGCCUCAUCAUGGGCUCGUUCAUCGCCUGUUGGCUGCCGUUCUUCUUCAUGUACAUACUGAAGCCGCUGUGCCCGGUGUGCUACAUCCCGCCGCAGGCUUUCGCCAUCGCCUUCUGGCUGGGCUACAUGAACUCGGCCAUCAACCCGGUCAUAUACACGAUAUUCAACAAGGACUUCCGGCGCAGCUUCCGGCGGGUGCUGUUCAAGUGAUGCGAGUCGUCGCCGCGCCUCCGACCCGGACGUGGUCCCCCUCCCGCCCCAUCGCUGUACAACUCGUACGACAGUGGAUCCUCGUCCUCCCCCCCGGCCAUCCUAUUCGACGCGCACCGUCGUCUUUUCUUCUUAUACUCGUUCUUUCGUAUCUUCCACGUUCUCGUUCAUCUUGUUCUCUCGUGAUCGCCGUCAUCAUUAUUAUUAUAAAUUGUUGUUGUUACUGUUACCGUCGUUAUUAUUAUUUAUCGUUGUAUAUUAUCACACAUGCGUACGUGAAAUACUGUCUAUCAUCUCCACCCACCCACCCCGUUCAUGUAAGCGCACGGUUCAAAUACAAAAACCGUACAUCCGGCGUAAUAGUCCCAUAACUAGCGAUCAAACAUACGAAUAGCGAGUCAGUAAACUUUCCUCUAAUUUUACAGUGAAAUUCAAAAAAUUAUAUUAUUUAUUUAUUUAAUUUUAUUUUAUUUUUUAUUAUUAUUAUUUUUUUUUUUGAUACCUUUACAACUACCACACUCGACAUUUUAACACCAACCGCAGGUAAAUUAUUGCGCAACGAAUUCAAAACGAACGCCACGCAUACUUACUCGUGUACACACACAUGUUACAUAGUUAUGCGUGUAAAAUGUAGUCGGUAUUCAACACUGGUGUUGUAGAGUAAUAUGAGGCGUAUUCGAAAAGGCCAUUUCAAGUAAAAAUUGGGUUCCCGGAUUACGAGUUACGAUGGUAAAAGUCUACAAAAUGUAUCGAUAAUAUCAUGAAUAAAAUAAAUACGUUUUAAACUUUUAUUUGUCCAUUUUAAAAA